AUGAAGAUUUUCUUCACCCACAACCCCUGGCCUCGUGGGCUCAGGAGGAGACUUUUCCGCCGAAAAGAAAAACACAAAGUGGAGCCUGCUCCACCCCGCAAAUCCAUCGAAAAGGCCUUUUAUCAGCCGUUGUCGUCGGAACCCCCGUCGUAUCAAGAAUGUGUGAGUUUGCCGCCUUUGCCCCAUGUUGUUUUUGCCGCCAAAUCAGCGCAAGCGACCGAGGUCCCUGGCGGCGCUAAAGGGGCUGCAAAAAGUCUAAGCAGAUAUAGGGGCGACAGCACGGGUGCAAAGAGCGGCACGGCGCGGGUGCCCGAAAAGAGCAGCACGGCGAGCAGCUGGGGCCACGAGACAAGUGUGGCAGACGCAAACGCAAACGCUUAUGGAGCGAAAGGAGCCCCUAUUGUUAGUGGGGUGGCGUCCAAUGCGACAGACGCUCCGAGGGCAUGUGUAACCAGCGCGACAUGUGCGACAUUAGCCCCAAGUGCCACUAUGGGCGCUACAAGUGCUGUAUCACGCGCGACAUGUGAUACAACCAGAGAUGCAUCUAGCGCGACGUUUGCAACCGGCACUUCCCCAAUGACAAUGGCCAAUGUCGCUGCUCUCAAACCAAACGCUAGCCUAUCGGCAUUGCUGGAAACUGCCGUUGCACAAAAAUGGCUUCCGCAAGCGCCGCAUCGCGGCAGGCCGCGUGCGAUGCGGUUCCGUUCCCAACUCACAGAAGCCAUGGCUCGUCAGGCCCGCCGCCAGCUGUCGCCGCCGCGUCCUUCUCCGUUGCGCAAGUUGUCUGUUGGAUGCAUCGAUCUUGCUGCAGUGGUUACUUGUGAACAAAAGAGCCGUCUCUGGACACACUACUUUGUUUGUCUAGAGUGUGCCAUUGUCUACAUUGUGCUUUUCACGUUUGUGGUUGCGCUAGCCGUGUAG
Molecule: messenger RNA, 921 nt
Organism: Clavispora lusitaniae ATCC 42720
Lineage: Eukaryota; Fungi; Ascomycota; Pichiomycetes; Serinales; Metschnikowiaceae
Source: RefSeq, a predicted model, not a curated record